Rotaria sp. Silwood1 is the source of this 624-nucleotide messenger RNA. Lineage: Eukaryota; Metazoa; Rotifera; Eurotatoria; Philodinida; Philodinidae. The record is from the annotation of a GenBank genome assembly.
AUGACACUUGAAAAUAACUCAACUACAGCAAAUGUUCAAUCAUGGUUUAUUCCAAUUGAUAUUUUAAACAACCUAUGCACUGCCAUUGCUGUUUUACUUGCUCUAGUCUUUUUAUUUAUUAUUAUUUUUCAUAAACUAUAUCAUAAUGUUCCCAUGUUACUCGUUUCAAAUUCAUGUUUAGCUGAACUUAUAUUUGAAAGUGAUUUGUUAGCUAUGGGUCUAUUUGCAUUUUACAGUGAUUUUAAAAAAAUUUACUUUCAUGAAUCAUUUUAUCUUUUAUUAGGCUAUAUAAGUUAUCUGUCAGUUGGAAUACAAAAUUAUUCUUAUUUGUUACAAGCAAUCUAUCGAUAUAUUUUGAUUGUUUAUCCAUCUCGAUUAUUCUAUCAAUCAGCUAAAUUUCAAACUUUUCUUAUUAGCAUAACAUGGAUUUGUUGUAUUAUCUAUCCUAUUCCAUUAGUAUUUACUGGUCAAAUAAAGUAUCUUGUUAAUGAUCAAAUAUGUCAAAUGCCUUCUUCAACUUUCAUUUCUAACAAUAUUCAAUGCAAUUUAUAUUUAUCUAUAUCCUAUGCUAAGUAUAAUAUUAAUCUAUUUAAAAAUGGUUCAAUAUGUACAAGAAAUGAGUAA